CAGCGCUUUUAUGCGCUGCGCGCUAAUUGGUGUUAUCCGACGCCCGUCGACGCGCCCUAGGAGCUCUUCGCAUCGCCUGGGACCCGAUCGGCCGCGACCGAGGCUGCCCCGCGGGCGCGCAUUCAUCUACCUACCUACCGGUUGUACAGCACCCAGGGGGUGGCUAGGCGGCCGAGCUCGAAGCCAUGGACGCCGCAGCAAAAAAAAAGAAGGGCCAGAACGAGCUGGGCGUGAUCACGAAGCGCCCGGGCAACGCGACGCACUUUCCCGCGCCGGGGUGUACGUGCCGCGUCCACUACGAGGCCCGGUUGGAGAACGGCGACGUCUUCGAUUCGUCCAGAGACCGGAAGCGCGCCCUCAUCUUCAAGUUGGGGGCCGGACAGCUCAUCCCGGGCCUCGAAGACGGUAUUCCGAAGAUGUCAGUAGGGCAGAUUUGCGUCUUCACGGUGCCGCCAUCGUUGGGCUACGGCCAGGAGGGGUUCAUGCCCGUGGUCCCGCCGGCGGCGACGCUGACGUACGAGGUGGAGCUUUUGGAUUUUAGCGCGGAGGACGACGCGGGGCACGUCUAGUCCUCCCUUAAGGUGUGUGUGUUGUC
Molecule: messenger RNA, 595 nt
Organism: Pelagomonas calceolata
Lineage: Eukaryota; Pelagophyceae; Pelagomonadales; Pelagomonadaceae
Source: the annotation of a GenBank genome assembly